AUGAAUAUAGUACUUAUAGCAUUUUCAUAAGAAUAACAAAUAUAAGCUGCUGAAAUAUAUUAAUUUGCUUCUACCUACUUUGUAACAUCUGAUAUUUAUUAACAAUAAAAAGAAUUAUGGAAAUAUGAUAAGGCUGUAGUGAUACUUGAUUAAUUUCCUACAAAUUUAACUAAAUUAAAUAAAGUUGAACACUUAACAAAUAAUUUGGAUUCUAAUUAUACAAUAUUUAAAACACUGAAAUUAUUAGGGUAAAAUUAUUUACUAUUUUUAUAGAUAUCAAUAGGUUUUGGUUUCUUUGGAAAAAAUUAAAUUAUAAAAAUAUAAGCAAGCUAUUACAAAAUUAGAAUAAACUAUUAUAUCGAUAUUUGAUGAUUAAGAAAGAGAACUUGAAGAUGAAAGAAAUGUCUUUUCAUUAAAAAAUCCAACAUUAAAAGUUGUAAAAAAUUGUGAAUAAAAUGAAAUUAAAAAAUUCUUUCAUAAUGAAAUUAAUUAAACAUCAAAAUUAAUUGAUGACACAGAAUGUAUUGUAGUGAGACAUGAAGAAGCAGUUCAUGUUAUAAAAGUCCUUAAAGGGGCAUUAUAUGUGGGAUAGCUAUUAAAAUCAAUAAAAGAUAAGGCUUGGAUUUAAUAAAUAAAUAUUAGUUAAUCUGGUGAAAGUAAAUAUAUUUUAUAAUAUAUAGUUUUUGUUAAAUUUGAAGAUAACAAAUAAUUAAAAGGAAUAUUAUGCAGUUAUCAAUUUUGUCCAGAAGAAAUUAAUACAUUAGAAGUUGAAAUAUAAUUAUGUGAAUUACCAAUCUUACCUCCUAGAGAUGUGUUUAGAAAAAUGGGAUAACUUAAAAUGAUAUUUUACGAUUAGGAAUUUGGAAUAUAAAAUAGCCAUAAUAAUCCUAUUUAAUUAAUAGGCAUCAAAUAAAAAAAUAAUGUGAAUAUUAAUGAAAAUCCAAAAGAUAUUAAUUUUUGUGUUUGCAAAUUAGCAUUAAAAAUUAUUCAAGAUGAUUAAAGCAAACUUUUAAAUAUUGUAUCUAAGCCUAUUGUUUUGUAUUUUUAUAUAUUAAAUUAGUUUUAUUAAUCCAUACUAAACAGUUGUUUUUUAUGGAAAAAUUACCAAUAUAUUAGAAAUGAAAAAUAGAAAAAUAGAAUUAGCAUAAUAUUUUCCUAUUCCAAAAUUUCAAAUCACUUAAAAUAUGAUUCUAAGAGAUAAUCAUGAUUUAAGAUAAUUUUGUAGAAUCUGUAAAACUAAAUAAGUCAAUCGAGUAUUAAAAGAAUGUGGCCAUUUAAGAUAUUGUGGUGAAUGUGUUGAUUUAUGCCUUGAAUCUAAAGAGUGUUUCUAUUGUAAUAGAACUUUAACUAAUUGUUAUUCCCUUUCUGUAAUAUAUUUGGAUUAGAAAAUUUUUGAUUAAUUAUCAAAAAGGAAUGAUUAAAUUUGUUAAAUCAAUACUUUCAAAGUAAUAGAAGAUGAAAAAAUUCCAAAAUUAUUAAAACUUAUAUAUGAAUAAUAAAAAGAGGGAAAGUUAGAUUUUUAGACUAUUUACUGUAAAAUUUGUGACACUUUAAUGAGCUAAAGAUUAAUAUCAUGUUCAAAUGGCCAUAUAACAUUGAUUUGUGAAGAGUGUGAUCCUGUAGAUUGUAAAGAAUGUAAAGCAGAUAUUACUUAAAAAGUGAAGAUUUUAUAUAGAUUUUAAGAUGAUUUAUAUUGA
This is a messenger RNA of Paramecium pentaurelia, 1697 nucleotides long. Lineage: Eukaryota; Ciliophora; Oligohymenophorea; Peniculida; Parameciidae. The record is from the annotation of a GenBank genome assembly.